Messenger RNA from Bombus pyrosoma, 1009 nucleotides. RefSeq names its product trypsin-1-like. Bases 1 to 999 code for a protein of 332 amino acids. The record is from RefSeq and is a predicted model, not a curated record. The transcript is spliced from 7 exons. Gene Ontology annotation, molecular function: serine-type endopeptidase activity. Lineage: Eukaryota; Metazoa; Arthropoda; Insecta; Hymenoptera; Apidae. Gene Ontology annotation, biological process: proteolysis.
AUGUGGAUCCGUACGAUAUUCUGCGUGAUCAUUGUGCUCGCAGCAACGUGUGCCGUUAAUUGCGAGAAAUUACGUUCGCCAAUCCCCGUUGAAGAAGUCGACUUAAAUGCAACGCAGUAUAAUAUAGCAGCUACGGAUGAUAAAAAUUUCUGGGAAUGGCUGGCCAGUUUAAUAUCUGCUGGUGGAUCCAUAACAGUACCCGUGACAACAACUGAACUUCCGAGACCAGCGACUGAAUCGUGUUUACCUUGCAAAUGCGGUUUAACGAACACACAGAAACGGAUCGUAGGUGGUGUUGAGACCCAAGUUAAUCAAUAUCCAUGGAUGGCAUUAAUGAUGUUUAGAGGACGAUUCUAUUGUGGUGGAUCUGUUAUAAGUUCUCGUUAUGUAUUAACCGCUGCUCAUUGUGUCGACAGGUUCGAUCCGAAACUCAUGUUAAUUCGGAUAUUAGAGCACGAUCGCAAUUCUACCACAGAGACAGAGAUUCAAGAAUUCAAAGUCGAGAAAGUGAUCAAGCAUAGCGGCUAUUCGACGUACAACUAUAACAAUGACAUCGCGCUCGUCAAACUGAAGGACGCCAUUCGAUUCGAGGGAAAGAUGAGGCCUGUUUGCCUUCCAGAACGAGCUAAAACUUUUGCUGGAUUAAAUGGAACGGUAACUGGUUGGGGCGCAUUAGAAGAGGCUGGUUCGAUAUCGCAAACUCUGCAGGAAGUGACGGUUCCGAUUCUCACGAACGCCGAGUGUCGCGCGACUAAAUAUCCGGCGCGGAAGAUCACAGACAAUAUGCUGUGCGCUGGUUAUCAAGAGGGAAGCAAGGAUUCGUGUCAGGGAGACAGUGGUGGCCCUUUACAUGUUUUUAAUGACGACAGUUACCAAGUAGUUGGAGUGGUAUCCUGGGGCGAAGGAUGCGCGAAGCCUGGCUAUCCCGGUGUUUACAGCAGGGUGAAUCGUUACCUCUCAUGGAUAGCGAAUAACACCAAGGACGGGUGUUACUGUUAAUUUAAUCGAC